This is a messenger RNA of Amborella trichopoda, 2651 nucleotides long. The record is from RefSeq and is a predicted model, not a curated record. NCBI's taxonomy places the organism in Eukaryota, Viridiplantae, Streptophyta, Magnoliopsida, Amborellales, Amborellaceae.
AUGGCGGCUGAAGAAGGUCAUCAUUACCUCAACAAUAUAGCAAUUUGUGUCAACACUAGUGCCACUAGUGUUUUGCCUAGAUUUCACUCAAAGAUACUCCCGUGGGACAAACUUCGGGUGUUGUGUCUGGGGGUCUGGGUCAAGGUUUACAUUGUGUAUAUGGGGGAGCGACCUGUGGGACAAGAAUUAUCCCUCUCAACAUUACACCAUGGCAUGCUAGAGAGUGUGCUGGGAAGUAAGGAUGCAGCCAAAGAGGCUUUAUUUUACAGUUAUGGAAGAAGUUUUAAUGGUUUUGCAGCUAGGCUUUCCGAAGAAGAGGCCCAAAUCGUAUCAGAAAUGGAUGGUGUGGCCGCGGUCUUCCCUGAGACGACGGUUCAGCUUCAAACGACAAGGUCAUGGGAUUUUAUGGGCUUCCCUCAAUCUCAGAGCAACCAUUACCCUGAAAAUGGUGAAAGUGAUGUAAUUAUUGGGAUGAUCGAUACAGGAAUCUGGCCGGAAUCAAAGAGCUUCAGUGAUGAAGGUUUUGCCCCUCCGCCCCAAAGAUUCAAAGGGACCUGCCAGUCAAAGGACAACUUCACCUGCACCAAUAAAAUAAUUGGAGCACGAUAUUACAACGCGUACCAAUGGUAUGAGCCUCGGGACUACGAAUCUGCUAGAGACAGCUUGGGCCAUGGCACCCACACUACUUCAGUUGCGGCCGGCCGUAAUGUAGAGAAUGCUUCUUAUUAUGGCUUAGCUCAAGGCACCGCUCGUGGCGGUGCACCUGGUGCGAGGAUUGCUGUUUACAAAGUCUGCUGGUCAUGGUCAUGGCUGUGGGGGUGCCAAACAAGUGACAUUUUAGCAGCAUUUGAUGAUGCAAUUGCAGAUGGAGUUGAUAUUAUUUCAAUUUCUAUUAGCAACGCGUUCCCUACCGAAUACCUCAAAGAUGUGGUUGCCAUCGGAUCAUUUCAUGCUAUGAAGAAGGGAAUUUUGACCUCAACCUCGGGGGGUAAUGUUUCGCCUUUUUCAACAUUUGUGAGCAGCGUUGCUCCGUGGUCCUUAAGCGUAGCCGCCAGCACGAUCGACCGACGAUUCGCCACUCAAGUGGUUCUUGGAAAUGGCUUGGUGUUUAUUGGGCACUCCAUUAAUUCAUUUAACAUGAAUGGGACUACCUUUCCAUUGAUAUAUGGAGGUGAUGCAGUAAAUGUAUCAGCAGGAAGCUCAAAAAGAGCAGCCAGUUUAUGUUUUCGAAAUAGCUUCUUUGAAAACCCACCGAAUAGCUUGGAUGAAAACAAAGUGCAGGGGAAGAUUGUAUUAUGCGAUAUGUGGUGGGACACUUCUGCAAUUCUUAUGGCUGGAGGCGUAGGAACCAUUAUGCUCGAUUACAGUCCUGAUGAAUCCUACACUUACCCUAUUCCCGCAGCUGCAGUUCCCCCCUCUGAUGCCAAGCUAAUUCUGGACUACAUACAAUCCUCUGACAAUCCCACUGCGACCAUAUUAUAUAGUGACGCAUGGAAGGAUGUUGCAGCUCCAGUGGUCACAUCCUACUCUUUGAGAGGACCGAAUGCCAUUUCUCUCGAUAUUCUCAAGCCGGAUAUAGCUGCCCCUGGAAAUGUUAUAUUAGGUGCAUGGGCACCCCCAGUCCCAGCUACCGUUUACCGAGAGGACUAUAGACCUGUGGACUACAAUGUGCGAUCGGGGACCUCCAUGUCUUGCCCUCAUGUUACUGGUGCUGCUGCCUAUAUCAAAUCCUUUCACCCCACAUGGUCCGGUUCAGCCAUUAAAUCUGCUCUCAUGACUACAGCUUCAAUAAUGUGUCCCAAGAGAAAUGAAGAUGCUGAAUUUGCAUAUGGUUCCGGCCAUAUCGACCCAGUUCGGGCGAAAGAUCCUGGUUUGGUCUAUGAUGCCGGGGAGCAGGAUUACGUCGACUUCCUUUGCAACCAAGGAUACAAUUCGACAUUAGUAAGGCUUAUAAGUGGAGACAACACUACAACCUGCACUAACAAUGGCCAAGGGAAUGUACGGGACUUGAAUUAUCCAUCCAUGGCACUAAGCCUAGAAGAUGGAAAGCUAAUUAAUGCAUCCUUCACUAGGACAGUUACUAAUGUUGGGCAUCCAAAUUCAACCUAUAAUUCAUAUGUGACUGCUCCAUCCAUGCUUCAAAUCUCAGUUGAGCCAAGCACCCUUUCCUUUACAGAAGUGGGAGAGACGAAGUCUUUUGUUGUGAAGGUAAAAGGAGGAGUAAUUUCUCAGCACCCCAUAAUCUCAAGUUCCAUAUCUUGGAGAGAUAUGGAAGGUUUAUAUGAAGUGAGAAGCCCCCUAAUUGUUUUCAACUCCAUACCUUUCCUUAGAACUAAUCCUUUCUCCAAGCUUAAAUCAAAGGACACAAUGAUAAAGCAGACAACUUUUGGACAAGCAGGAGGAAAGCAUCGAUUUACAACUCCUUUAGGUUCUGAUCCAUUACACAGGCCAUUGGGUUUAUGAGUUUGAUCCAAGACUUCCUAAAUUCUAUAGUCUCAUUUCCACUGCCUUUGUCUUUUAUCUGCAAUUUUGUUUCUUUAAUAAUGCUAUCAUGGUUGUUACAAUUUGGGCCUAAUAGUCAAUGUUCGAAUCUUGGCAAGGGAAUGCUAUUUCUUCGUAAUUGAAGAUCAACAAUAAAAGUAUUUAUGUUU